AUGGGGAAGUAUAAGUUAGGGAGUGACUGGACCCAAUGUAGACACCAGCAGCCCACCAUCAUCAUCCAUGCCAGCUUCACCCUCAUCAUCACCACCUCCAACCCCACCUGUAUCUCCACCUUUAUCAUCACAAGUGUCGUCAUUGAUUUCAUCCUCAUGGCCAUACUAGCCCUCACCCUCACUUUCAUCACAAGCUUAACCCCCAUCUCCAUCUCCAUCACCACCUCCGAUGCCAUAUUGGCAGCCAACAUGGCCCCAAGUUUCCUGCCAAACAUGACAGCAGUGAACCUGCCUGAGGACCUACCAGUGGGAGCUGAGGUCUUCUGGCUGGUGGCUCAGGACCGGGAUGGGGACCCUUUGACCUAUGGGAUCAGUGGCUCUGAAGCCUACUAUUUCAACGUCACCGUGGACACUGGGCAAGUGAGGCUGGCCAGCCCUCUGGACUAUGAGACCCGCUUCCACUUUGUCAUCACCAUCUUUGUGAGCGACAAUCACAACAACAGGGUGCAAAAGAACAUGCAGGUGAUCGUGGAGGACAGAAAUGACAAUGCCCCUGUCUUCCAGAACAUCAUUUUCUCCAUCAGUAUCAGUGAGACACUGCCGGUCGGCUCUGUGGUGACCACUGUGCUAGCUGAAGACAAAGACAUUGGAUCUGGGGGCUUGGUGGUAUACUUCAUAGAGAAGGUCAUACCUGACACUCCAGACAACCAGGACCUCUUCUCAAUGUUGGUCAAUGGCUCCAUUGUGCUCAAUGGCAGCCUUAGCUACAACAACAAGAGUGCCUUCUAUCAGCUGGAGCUGAAGGCUUGUGACUCAGGUGGCAUAUACAAGGACAAUUUCACCAUUCAGUGCUCCCCAUCUGUCUUCUUGUCCAUCUCAGUGAUUGACCAGCCAGACCUGGAUCCCCAGUUUGUCAGGGAGUUUUACUUGGUCUCUGUGUCUGAGAAUGAACCCAAAGGAACCUCUGUGCUGAAGGUGGAAGCUGUAGACAGAGACAAAGGUGUCAGUGAUGCUGUGACCUACAGCAUCUCCAACUCCACAAGGCCUGGCUGGUUUGACAUUGAGGCAGAUGGGGUCAUCAUAGUCAAUGGUUUCCUAGACCGUGAACAGCUACUGGAGGAGGAUGAGGAGGUGCAGGUGCAGGUCACGGCUACUGAGAAAAACCUUAACAUCUAUGGGCAGGAAGCCAAAGUGAACAUAUGGGUCACACUGAGGGUGACAGACGUCAAUGAUCACAAACCUGAGUUUUACAACUGCACCCUCCCGGACUGCACCUUCACACCCCAAGAAGCCCAAAUCAACUUCACUGGCUCCGUGUAUGAACAUGCCUCAGCCCGCAUUCCCAUUGACAACCUCACUCUGGUGGCCUACGACCCAGACAAGGGCAGUAAUGGCACCUUCCUGCUCUCCCUGAGCGGUCCUGAUGCUGAAGCCUUCAGCAUCUCCCCUGAGCGGGCUGCAGGCUCAGCAGAAGUGCAGGUGCUGGUAAAGAUGUCUGCGUUGGUGGACUACGAGAGGCAGACAGUGAUGCUGGUGCAGGUGGUGGCCACUGACUCAGUCAGCCAGAAUUUUUCCAUUGCCAUGGUGACCAUCCAUGUCAGAGACAUCAAUGAUCACCGGCCCACAUUCUCACAGAGCCUUUAUGUCCUUACUGUGCCAGAGCACAGUGCCAAUGGCUCUGUGGUCACCAAUAGCAUCCAUGUAAUUGACCCUGACACGGGUGAGGGUGGCCACAUCACCUAUAGCCUGCUCCCAGGGAAUGGGGCGGACCUCUUCGAGGUGAACCCAAACAAUGGGACUGUGACAGUGAGAAAUGGCUACCUGCUGGAUCGUGAGAAGCAGGCUGUGUACUACCUCACGCUGCAGGCCACGGAUGGUGGGAACCUGUCAGACUCCACCACCUUACAGAUAACCCUGUUGGACAUCAAUGACAAGAUGCCUGUGAUCAACGGCUUCUACAACAUCUUUGUCCAGGAGGAACGAGAAAAUGUCUCCGUGACCAUCCAGGCCCAUGAUGAGGACGAGCCUGGCACCGACAACAGCCGCUUAUACUUCAGCCUGCUGCCUAGCUCCUACAGCCACAACUUCUCAGUGGACCCUGACACAGGGCUCCUCAGAAACCUGGAGCCCUUGGACCGAGAGGCCAUUGACCCCAAACUGGGGGGCCGCAUUGUGCUGACUGUGCGCGUGGCUGACAGUGGUGUGCCUGUUCUCAGCACUGAAGUCAAUGUCACCAUCAAUGUCGAGGACAUCAAUGAUAACCUGCCUGUCUUCAACCAGUCCAGUUACUCCUUCUCAGUGAAGGAAAAAGAUCCAGGAGCAGUGGUGGGUGUGGUGGUGGCCUGGGAUGCAGACCAGACAGAAGCCAACAACCGUAUCAGUUUCAGCCUGUUAGGAAGUGGCUCCAACAACUUCAUGCUCCGAGGCUCACUGUUAAGUUCUGGGUUGGCUAUGGGCCACCUCCAGCUGCCCAGGGAUGUGAGUCUAGACAAAGAGACACAGGGCCCCUUCAAUCUGAUAGUGACUGCCAUGGACCCAGACCCCCAGGCUGAGACAACAACAACUGUCCUUGUGACUGUGAAGGAUGUGAAUGAUGAGCCACCUACCCUGGACCUGGCCUCACUUCAGGGCAUCCGUGUGGCUGAAAAUGGCUCACAAUAUGGCCUGGUGGCUCAGGUGAUUGCUGAGGAUGUGGACACCGAUGCACAGCUGGAGAUCCAACUUAUGAAUGUCAUCUGUACCAAGGCAGGGGUUGAUGUGGGCAGCCUGUGCCAUGGCUGGUUCUCUGUGGUGGCCAAUGGCUCUGUGUUCAUCAAUCAGAGUAAGGCCAUUGACUAUGAGGCCUGCGACCUGGUCACUCUCAUUGUACGAGCCUACGACCUCAUGACAGACUUCCGCUUCCAGGCCUACAGUGACAAUGGAACCCUUCUCAUCACCAUUGAGGAUGUGAAUGACAAUGCACCCUAUUUUCUACCUGAGAAUAAGACUUUUGUGAUUAUUCCAGAACUUGUGAUGCCAAACCAGCAAGUGGCUUCUGUCCAGGCCAGAGACGAUGACUCAGGGGACAAUGGGGCCAUCUUGUUCUCCAUCCUUCAAACACACUUCCUCUCUAAGGACGGAGCCAACACCUCUUUCCAGGGCUUCUUCCGGAUUUCCACCUCCUCGGAGGCCAAUAUGUUCACUGGCAACAUUGAGCUGGUGACCAACCUUGAUCCCACUCUCCAAGGCACCUAUCAAGUGACAGUCCAGGCCCAGGACAGACCUUCUGUGGGUGCUGCCCAGGAAGCCAGAAUCACCCUGAACCUCUUCACUGUGGACCAGAGUUAUCGCGUGAGACUGCAGUUCUCCAUGCACAAGGAGGAGGUGGGCGCCAAGCUGGAUGAGAUUAAGGAGGCUCUUGCCCAGGCAACAAGGACUACUGUCUACAUUGUGAGCAUUCAGAACAUAGACACCACAACUCGGGCCCGGAGCCGCUCCUACCUCGAUGCCUACUUCGUCUUCCCAAAUGGGUCUGCCCUGACCGUUAAUGAGCUGAUUGUGAUGAUCCGGAAAGACCAGGACUCACUGACACAAUUGCUGCAGCUGGGCCUGGUGGUGGUGGGCUCCCAGGAGAGCCAGGAGUCAGACCAGCCAAAGGUGCUUGUAAGCGUCAUCGUGGGACUUGGGCUGGCUUUGCUGCUGGUCCUGGUGAUCAUGACCAUGGCCCUCGUGUGUAUCCGGAAGAGCUACCGCCGGAAGCUUUGGGCUAUGAAGGCUGCCAAGGAGGCCCGGAGGACAGCAGCGGGGGUGAUGCCCUCAGCCCCUGCCAUCCCUGGGACUAAUGUGUACAAUGCUGAGCGUGCCAACCCCAUGCUGAACCUCCCCACUAAGGACCUGGGUUUUGAGUCCCUCUCUUCCUCUAGUGACUUGGACCACGUCAGCCUCAACUCCCUGGAUGACAACACUGUGGACCUGGACCAGAACAGGCAGGAAAUCAAGGCAAGACAGGGACCACUGUCCAGUCCCAUGGAGCCAGAUGCAGAGCCCCUGAGCCUGGUGCUGUCAGGAAGGCAGGCCGGCACCAGCAGCCAGCAGGAAGCAUUAUCCUUCACCAACGCUGGCCUGGACACCACAGACCUGUGA
Messenger RNA from Orycteropus afer afer, 4122 nucleotides. It is a transcript of the gene CDHR2, whose product is annotated as cadherin related family member 2. Lineage: Eukaryota; Metazoa; Chordata; Mammalia; Tubulidentata; Orycteropodidae. Gene Ontology annotation, molecular function: cadherin binding; calcium ion binding. Gene Ontology annotation, cellular component: adherens junction; plasma membrane; catenin complex. The transcript has 32 exons. Gene Ontology annotation, biological process: homophilic cell-cell adhesion; adherens junction organization; multicellular organism development. The record is from RefSeq and is a predicted model, not a curated record. The coding region runs from base 1 to 4122 and encodes 1373 amino acids.